UAGAUGGAGUCAGCAAUCUUAUAGUUAAUCAGACGCUAAAUUAUGAACGUCUUCAGCUUGGCCACUCCUUAAAACGAGUACAAACAAAAUGUCAUUCUUAUAAAAACAGAAAAAUCGAACAAGCACAAAUAAACUUAGAUACUGGAAGAAUAUCACUGCAGCAAUUCUUACAGAUGUUUAUACGAACUGAAUGUGAAGUAGAAAUACUUGAAGAAUAUGCAGAAGAUGACUGCGUUUAUGAUGACAAUUUAUUACCUGAGACAACUAUCCAACAGUCAAUAACACAGAGAAUUACAGAAUGUGCAAAAGAUGACUACGCUUAUGAUGAUAAUUUAUUAACAGAGACAAAUAUUCAAGGGCCAAUAAUAACAAAACAGAGAAUUACAGAAAAGAAAGAAGUUAAUAAUCACGUUUCUAUUACCAAUAUGAAAGAAGUCAAAAUUUCUCUUCCAAGACUUGUACUUCCAAAAAAGAGGAUUCCUUUGAGGGAUAAGACGAAUAUCGACAGUUCAUCAACUACAAAUAAAUCUUCUUUUCUUCCAAAAAAAGUCAGACAAGUUAGACGAAGGCAAAAUAGGCAAAUUUGCAAGAAUAAUAAUUGA
Temnothorax curvispinosus is the source of this 602-nucleotide messenger RNA. RefSeq lists its product as uncharacterized. The coding region runs from base 174 to 602 and encodes 142 amino acids. The record is from RefSeq and is a predicted model, not a curated record. The transcript has 5 exons. NCBI's taxonomy places the organism in Eukaryota, Metazoa, Arthropoda, Insecta, Hymenoptera, Formicidae.